This is a messenger RNA of Dendrobium catenatum, 1068 nucleotides long. RefSeq lists its product as uncharacterized. NCBI's taxonomy places the organism in Eukaryota, Viridiplantae, Streptophyta, Magnoliopsida, Asparagales, Orchidaceae. The record is from RefSeq and is a predicted model, not a curated record. The transcript has a single exon. The coding region runs from base 1 to 1068 and encodes 355 amino acids.
AUGAUUCCAUGUGUCGUCACAGUUGCCAGAAUGCUCAAAUACACGCCGGCGUGCUUCACUUGCGCUUCCGCCACCGCGAAGCCGGUCGCUCCAACCGAAACAACCUCCUUCUAUGCGACGCACCUCGGCAACGCGUCCAUCACCUGGCAACGGCGCGCCUUCCUCGGUCUCUCUCUCCUCGCGGAUCUCCAGCUAUCAGAUUUGCCGACGGAGGAGGACGAGACUGACUCGACCAGCGACCAUCUCCACUUCCGCCUCUCCAUCCUUCUUCCUUUUAAAAGAAAGGGAUCGAAGCGAUUACGUUUGCACACCGCCGGCGGCCGUCGGUGCUCGGUGGAGCUCGUUUGGGAUCUCUCAAGGGCGAUCUUCACCCGCGAAUGCGGGCCUGAGCCAGCUGCUGGGUUCUUCUUUGCCAUCGCUGUGGACGAAAAGGUGUUAUUGGUUGCCGGAGACCGCCGCAAUGAGGCAUACAGGCGGAUAAAAGCCGUGCGGCCGAGGAGCGGCAACAUCGGAACAGAGCCGAUCUUGAAGAGGGCGGAGGUGAAAUUGGGGGAAAUAGGAAGAAAUACAUCGUGGACGGCGAUGGCACGAUUUGGGGGGCAGCAGAGGGAAGUACUGAUUUCGAUUGAUUUGGAGAAGAAGCGGAUGAGGUUGGCGAUAAACGGCGAGAUGGUUUUGCAAGUGAACCGGCUCAGGUGGAAGUUCAGGGGAAGCGAGAGAGUGGCGGCGGAGGGUGGUGAUCGGAUCCAGGUGUCAUGGGAUCUUUAUCGGUUUCUUUUCAGGCCAGGAUCCGGCGGAAAGGAGUUGUCUUCGCCGGCGCCGGCGAAGAAUGGGGAUGCGGUGAUCGUAUUACGGUUUGAGAAUAGUGAAGAGGAGAGCUUUCGGGAGAGGGGAGGGUGGGGGUACUUUGGGAAGAGUGGAAAUUGGAGUGAGGGCAGUAGUAGUCGGUCGUGGACGACGGGGACUUCGUCGCAGUCGCUGGAGGACUGGGAGAGCCUUGAAGAUGCCAGGAUGAGGAACUCAGAUGCCGACGGGUUUACUUUAGUUAUCUGUGCUAGGAAGGGUUAA